Molecule: messenger RNA, 816 nt
Organism: Xiphias gladius (swordfish)
Lineage: Eukaryota; Metazoa; Chordata; Actinopteri; Istiophoriformes; Xiphiidae
Gene: hopx
Product: HOP homeobox
Exons: 3
Coding region: 16-645 (209 amino acids)
Biological process (GO): cell differentiation; regulation of transcription by RNA polymerase II
Cellular component (GO): nucleus
Molecular function (GO): DNA binding
Source: RefSeq, a predicted model, not a curated record
CUUUGGAACGUUUGGAUGGGAUUUACCCGUCUUAUCAUUAAAUACGACCCGGAACGAUCUGCGGCAGCCGCUUGGCUCCGGCAGCGGCAGCGUUGUGAACCAGUGCAGCACCUUCUCCACAAAACGUUGUGUUUGGGGGAGGGGUCCCGCUGGUGGGACUGGCCUGGUGACGUGCCUCUGUUGACAGUAGUAAAGCCUCCGCACCUACACGCCCACAGACACACACCGCCUCGGCCUCACACGCUCUCCCGCUCCCGCCGAGCUGUCAGCGAGCCACCGCCGCUCCAGGCUUCCUCCACCUGCGCGUCCUGUGCGCACCGCGGCGCCCCCCACCCUCCCUCCGCUCCGCUCUGCGCGUCCCGGCUGCGCGCACGUCCCGCCGCAUCUCCGGAGCUCCGACCGGGGCUGAGACCGAAGGCGAUGGCCUCCAAGGCGAUGGAGUGUCUGAAGCUGUCGGAGGAGCAGAUCAAAGUGCUGGAGGACUGUUUCAAAGGCUGCAAGCAUCCGGACGGGACGACGCUCAUGCUGGUCGCCGCGGAGUGCGGACUGUCAGAGGAGGACACGCAAAAAUGGUUCAGGCUACGUAACGCGCAGUGGCGGCAGGCGGAGGGUCUUCCACCUGAACUGGGCUCGGUGUUGGACUGAGACUUUUCGACCGCCUUCUGGAUGCCCCAAGCGCUGUGCUGACCCCCCCCCCCCUUCCUCAUACACACUCCCUCUUCAUCUCUCUUUUUGUAUCUACGGAAUGUGAAGGUGUUUGUGUGUUGUUGCCAAUUAGAACCGCCAUGUUUACUGAAAUAAACAUAUUGUUGUAAU